UAUUUUAUAAGGUUCUCACUCACUUCUCCUCAUCUCCUGACGGGUGGCAUGGCAUCUUCUCCACAAUGCACAGGCAUGCUGCACCCACCGAUAAAUAUAUUGUCUUGAAGUUAAUUUUUAAUAUAUUUGCAACAAAAAAGCAGCGUCAGCGAGAUUAGUGCGCCAGGACACAUAGGUCACUCAUGCUUCCCUGAAAACGCGGUCGCGUGAAUAUAUAUAUAUUUAAAGGGUUAGCCCUGGAGAUCCUAGUGCUUAUGUUAGUGCAAGGGGUUGGCUGUCGGACAGAACAAGUUAUUAAGAAAGAGAAAUGAAAGGUGAUCGGAAGAUUGGAGUUGCACUGGACUUCUCCAAGAGCAGCAACGCAGCGCUGGCCUGGGCCAUCAAUAACCUCCUUGAUAAGGGUGAGACCCUCAUCGUCAUCCAUGUCAAGCACGCCAACGCUAAUAAACACGCCCUCUGGCCCAAAUCCGGAUCUCCUCUGAUUCCUUUGUCGGAGAUGCGGCAGCCGGAGGUCAUGAAGCAAUACGAUCUGGAAACCGAUACAGAAGUGCUCGAUUUGCUUGACACCGCUGCAAGCCAGAAGGAGGCAACAGUUGUGACCAAGUUGUACUGGGGUGAUGCGAGGGAGAAACUCUAUGAAGCUGUUCAAGAAUUGAAGCUGGACUCGCUGGUUAUGGGAAGCCGAGGCCUUGGCACAAUUCAGAGAAUCAGGUGCCCAGAAGGCUGAGAUAGGAUUGUGGAGGAGCACGCGCCAGACUCAAGGCAAACCACCUUCCAGAUUUCAAGACUAUAUAGUAUAAUAUGAAAUACAGUGAAAUGCUGGUUAAUUGGUUGUUUGGAAUAUGCUUAUGAAUGUAAUUAGGAGAAGGGUAUUUGAGAAGGUUCCGGUUAUAGUGCUAGCUGUCCUGGCACAACUAAUGUUUGAUGAAAUGCCAGAGUGGCAAGGUUGUUAGGAUUUGUAUUGAUUCCAUAUAAAUAGAGCAGUGAUGAAUAGAGAAGGCAUCUUUUGGCCUGAAA
Messenger RNA from Dioscorea cayenensis subsp. rotundata (Guinea yam), 1017 nucleotides. Its product is annotated as universal stress protein PHOS32-like. The coding region runs from base 308 to 727 and encodes 139 amino acids. The record is from RefSeq and is a predicted model, not a curated record. The transcript is spliced from 4 exons. Lineage: Eukaryota; Viridiplantae; Streptophyta; Magnoliopsida; Dioscoreales; Dioscoreaceae.